This is a messenger RNA of Bufo gargarizans (Asiatic toad), 4357 nucleotides long. RefSeq names its product small G protein signaling modulator 2 (gene SGSM2). Lineage: Eukaryota; Metazoa; Chordata; Amphibia; Anura; Bufonidae. The record is from RefSeq and is a predicted model, not a curated record. Gene Ontology annotation, molecular function: GTPase activator activity. Bases 106 to 3294 code for a protein of 1062 amino acids. The transcript is spliced from 24 exons.
CCCGCGGCUCGGGGCGCCCUCAAAUCCGUCCUGCUGGGUGACAACCGAGGCUGCUGAGGAUAAAGCAUCACCCCCCAUCACUGACCUCCCACCUGUUCCUGCACCAUGAGCUGCUCCGAUGACAGCACCAAAGAGAAGCUGCUAUGGAACGUCAAGAAAGAGGUGAAACAGAUAAUGGAAGAGGCUGUGACCCGGAAAUUUGUCCAUGAAGACAGCAGUCACAUAAUUGCGCUAUGUGGUGUGGUAGAAGCGUGCCUCCUGCAUCUCCUGAAGAGAAGGGCGGCUGGAUUCUUGAGGAGUGAUAAAGUUGCGGCUUUAUUCAUGAAGGUUGCCAAGACAUGUGCCACUGCUGCAGACAUAUGCAAGAAAGUGCAAGACCUACAACAGCAGGUGGAAGGCAGGAAGAAUUUCUCUAAUGGCCAGGAUUCCUUGAAAAGACAAUGCUCCACCACAAGCAGGACGGUCACACUCACCCCACAGGCUCUUAAGCACAUAUGGGUCCGGACCGCACUGAUAGAGAAAGUGCUGGAUAAAAUUGUACAGUAUAUUGUAGAUAACAGCAGUAAAUAUUAUGAAAAAGAAGCUCUAAUGUCUGAUCCCGUUUGUGGUCCAAUCCUGGCAGUUCUUCUAGUGGGUCCUUGUGCAUUUGAAUACACAAAGCUAAAAACCGCCGACCAUUACUGGACCGAUCCCUCUGCUGAUGAGCUUGUACAGAGGCACAGGAUCCAUGGAGCUUACACUCGCCAAGACUCCAGUCCUUUCAAGCGGCCAGCUCUUGGUAUCAAAAAGCGCCAUUCCAGUGGUAGUAUGACAGAAGAUAAGUUUGCAGCAUCUGCUAGAGAAUACGUUGAGUCACUUCACCAAAACUCCAGAAUACAUCUUCUCUAUGGAAAAAACAAUGUCCUAGUCCAACCAAAAGAAGAUAUGGAAGCUAUUCCUGGAUAUCUGUCCCUGCACCAGAGUGGCGAAAACUUAACAUUAAAGUGGACGCCAAACCAGUUGUUAAAUGGAACUUUAGGAGACUCCGAACUUGAAAAAAGUGUAUUCUGGGACUAUGCCCUGAUAGUGCCAAUAAGUCAGAUAGUCUGUAUCCAUUGUCACCAUCGGCCAGAGAGUAAAGGCGUUCUUGUUCUAGUCAGCCAGGAUGGAAUUCAGAGACCACCACUCCACUUUCCUCCUGGUGGUCAUCUUCUUGCUUUCCUCUCCUGUCUUGAAAAUGGCCUUCUACCCAGAGGACAGUUAGAGCCUCCACUAUGGUCCCAGAGGGGUAAGGGAAAAGUAUUUCCAAAGCUAAGAAAAAGAAACAGCUCUAACAAGUCAGUAGACUUUGAUGACAACGUGGUUGAAGAAGUGACCGCAGAUUAUGUCUUCAGAAUCAUAUAUGCUGGGCACAGGCAUGAUAACAUUACUAUUAACUACCACCACUUAGCAGCCAGUCGUUCUGUCUCUGUUGAUGAUGACGAGGAAGAAGAAGAUAGGCUUCACGCCAUGCUAUCCAUGAUCUCCUCUCGGAACCUCACAGCUCCUAAAAUGAUGAAAGACUCCAGAGACGUGAUAGAGAUGCAAGGAUUUGGUGCUAAUCUUUUGCCCUGGCAGCUUAAUGAAUAUUGCAGUCAGGGAUCGCCGUGUCUGUCCUGCUCCACGGGAAGCUCUCCGUAUGAUCUUUCCAGCUGCUGUACCUGCGUCCACGACAGGGCACCACUAAAGUUAUUGUGUGAAAACAUGAAAAGACAGAUUGUUUCCAGAGCUUUCUAUGGAUGGCUUGCAUACUGUCGCCAUCUGUCUACGGUACGAACACAUCUCUCGGCCCUUGUCCAUCACUCAAUAAUUCCACCUGACAAACCCACUGAUGCAUCUGGUGGCUUAACCAAAGAAGUGUGGAGCAAAUAUCAGAAGGACAUGAAGAAUUACAAAGAACUGGAGCUGCUGAGGCUGGUCUAUUAUGGAGGAGUGGAACAUGAUAUUCGCAAAGAAGUGUGGCCUUUUCUACUUGGGCAUUACAAGUUUGGCAUGACUAAGAAAGAAAUGGACCGAGUUGAUGAAGCCAUCGCUUCCAGGUACCAAAAAGUGAUGGCGGAGUGGAAAGCCUGCGAGGUGAUAGUCAAGCUGCGGGAGAAGGAAUCCCACUCGGCCAUUUAUGCCAAGCUAUCCUCUGGUAGUAGUAUCGACAGCCACGUUCAACGUCUGAUUCACCGGGACUCUACCAUUAGUAAUGAUGUUUUUAUGUCUACAGAAGAUAUAGAUAUGACAGACAGAGAUCUGAAAUGUCGGAACGAUAAAAAUUCUACAGUCACCAUUGUAGCUGGUACUCCAUCUGCCAUGGUGGCAGCUGAACCACAGCAGUCAGUGGAGUUUGACUCUCCAGAUUCUGGUCUUCCGUCUUCUCGAAAUUACUCUGUGACCUCUGGGAUCCUUUCCAGCAUUGAUGAUCAGCAAAGUAUAUGCUUCGAGGAAGAAGAAUCAAGCACAGAGUCUGAUAGGACAGAAAUGAGUUUAGGUCCACGAAAAACCAAGGGAGUUCUCAAGAUGCAGGACUCUAUAUGUGAAGAGCAGCUAUGUACCCAGCUAGAGUAUUUAAAUAAUUCUGAAGACAUCUCAUCCAUGUGCCCUACGUCGUACACAAUAGAAUUGUUGGACACUAUUGCCUUAAACUUACAUCGAAUUGAUAAAGACGUCCAGCGAUGUGAUAGGAAUUACUGGUACUUCACUCCGGAUAAUUUAGAAAAGCUUCGAAACAUCAUGUGCAGCUAUGUGUGGGAGCACCUGGAUGUAGGUUAUGUUCAAGGAAUGUGUGACCUGCUGGCUCCAUUAAUGGUGGUUUUAGAUAAUGAUUUAAUGGCAUACAGCUGUUUUACCCAACUCAUGAAGAGAAUGAGUCAAAACUUUCCAAAUGGAGGUGCCAUGGACACACACUUUGCAAACAUGAGAUCUUUGAUUCAGAUUUUGGACUCCGAGCUCUUUGAACUCAUGCAUCAGAAUGGGGACUACACACAUUUCUACUUCUGUUAUCGUUGGUUUCUUCUUGAUUUCAAAAGAGAAUUGUUGUAUGAAGAUGUAUUCGCUGUUUGGGAAGUUAUAUGGGCAGCCAGACUCAUCUCCUCAGAGCAUUUUGUAUUGUUCAUUGCUCUUGCUCUUGUGCAAGUUUACAGAGAGAUUGUACGGGACAACAACAUGGAUUUUACAGAUAUCAUCAAGUUUUUUAAUGAAAUGGCCGAACACCAUGAUGCGCAGCUCAUUCUGAGGAUAGCCCGGGAACUAGUUCACAAGGUUCAAACGCUGAUUGAAAACAAAUGAGAAACUUAGGAAUUUAUUUGAAGACCAUCAAAAGCAGGAUUAUCAUCUACAGGUGCUUAAAUGGCCUUCAACUGUGUCCAGCAGCAGCGGAACCCAUCUUCUCUUAACCUGUAUAUCACUGUCAAUCUUUUCAGGACGUCUUAAAUUUCUUACAACAGAAAAAAAAACUCUUAUCGGUUCAAAUAAAACAAUGAUCAGUAAAUAGUCACAUAUCUAACCAGGCCGCCAUUUAUGUGAAAACUAGAAAAAGAUACCAGACUUUGAGCACCCUUGGUUUCCAUGCUGCUGUAAUAGUGGGAGUAUAUCCUUGUCUUCUGAGACUGAAAUCUUACUCUUUGUUUGCCAAGGAAUUUUUGAAAUCUUCACCUUUCAGUUGACUUCCUCGGAGGACAGACGCCAGCCAUAUGAAGCCCUUUACAAAUUCUGUUAAGUUAGAUAUGUUCUGUAUUUUGUUCCGCAUGAAGAUGUGUCUCUAUAAUCCACUGUGAUUACCAUGAAGGGCUGUUUAGAAAAACACCCAGGCAUGUGAUGGGCUGUGUAGUCUACAACUAACAGAUUCUCUACAUACCGAUCGCCAGACGGACAAAAUCUCGGUGGUACAUUAACUCUGAGUACAGCUCCCCUCAUCCGUUGUCUACAGGGUGGCCCAUUUUGAAGUCAAGGACAUGAGAAAAAUAUGGGAUUGAUGCCUUUGCUAUGUGUCACUUUGCCAUGUGUCAAAGGUUGGGUUAGAAGUGACCAAGGGAUAUGCUUUCACAAGAGCUUUUGGCUAUUUUCAUAAAAUCUGAACGAGUUAAUGAACUUUUUUUGUAACAGUAAGAACUGAAUGACCUAUAUAUAUAGAGAGAGAAAGAGAGAGAGAGUCACAAGUUGUAUUCGUUCUCAGGUGGUGUACACAUGGAAGAUGCUAGAUGACCAGCAACACCUCCACGUAAAGCAGCUCGCAUUACCAAUAACAAAUUAGCCAAUUUAUUUUUGACAUUAUCAGGCUGCACCUUAUGGAUGUCAGCAGAUUUGUACCUAUGACACUGGCUGACCUGUUACAUGUGCACUUGGCAGCUGA